AACUCGGUCGGCGCGCGUGCGCGUGCGUCGGCCACCGCGACUCGCGCACGCGCACCCGCGCCCGCCCGGACGGUGUACUUUACCGAUAUCGCGAGCGGCCCGAGCGCGCGUGCGUGUGCCCGUCGCGCGCCGUGACUGUGUGUGCACGGGGCCCAGUCGCCUUCCAAGUUAGCGCGCUGCCUGCCGCUUCCCGUUAUUCGACGCGAGCGUACCGCACCACCGUCACGCUGAUUGUCGUAUAUUUUCGGUUGUUCGGCCUUUUUUAUUUAUUCCCUUCCAUUCCCGUCCUUAUCCGCUUCCAGCUCUCUUUCUCCCUUUAACUUUUUUUAUUUUUUCCGUUUCCUUCCGUUCCCGUCGGUUUUCGCUUCCGGCUCUCUUUCUUCUCCCUUUCAGCUCUCUCCCGCUCUUUCAACCUUUGCGCUGGCUAACGUCGUCCUGAGACCACUCGAUACGGUGUCCGAGAUCUCCGACGAGGUUUCCCGCGAAACGAAGACGCGCGCACCCGGAACACCGGGCGAAUACCGUUCGGGCAGCAUCGACGAUUGAACGACGUACGAAGUCGUCUCCUAGUUUAAUUCAAUAAAAUUUCAAAUAUGGCUGACAUAGAAGUUGAACCACCACAAAGUAAUGGCUAUGCAAAUACUAAUGAUGAGGAUGAAGACGAACGUGCAAAAAUGAGACCAGCCGAUAUUGAUGCUGAUGUUAGAGAGAUGGAACGGCGGAAAAGAGUUGAGAUGAUAAUGAAUUCUCGCUUGUUUCGAGAAGAACUGGAAAGGAUAAUUGAAAUACAAAUGAAAGAUGGUGUCUCUGUACCUGCUGGUUUUCUACAACAAAUUUCAGAAAUGAUGGGAGGGCGUCAAUCAGGAGGAGGAGGAGGAAGCUCUAAAUCUUCAAAUUGUGUGGUUCCAAUUAAUGAUAUUCGUGGUGUUGAAAGCAUGGGAUAUGCCAAAGGUGAAAAAAUUAUCAGAUGUAAAUUAGCUGCAGUUUUCAGAUUAAUGGAUUUAUAUGGCUGGACCCAGGGAAUUUACAAUCAAGUUUCUGCUCGACUAAGUCAUGAAGAAGAACAUUUUUUAGUUAGCCCAUAUGGUUUAUUAUGUAACGAAGUAACAGCUUCUAGUUUAAUUAAAGUGGACAUGCAAGGAAAUGUUAUGGAAUUGGGAACUACUAAUUAUGGAGUAAACAUGGCAACAUUUCAACUUCAUGCUGCUAUUUAUGCUGCAAGACCAGAUUUGAAAGCAAUUAUUGAUGUACAAGUAGGACCUGUCUUAGCUGUAUCAUCUUUACGUUGUGGCUUAUUACACAUAAGUAAGGAAAGUGCAUUAAUUGGUGAGGUCUCACAUUAUGCAUACCCAGGGUCUACUGUAGAUCCAGAUGAAAAAGAUAAAAUUGCUAGAAGCUUGGGACCCAUUAAUAAGGUUAUAUUUUUCACAAAUCAUGGUGCAGUUUGUUGUGGUGAAUCAAUUGAAGAAGCAUUUUAUAAUGCUUAUAAUAUUGUUACUGCUUGUGAAACACAGCUCAAAGUGUUACCUGUGGGAUUAGACAACAUCGUGACCAUGACCGAAGAACAACGCAAGUUUAUUUAUGAUGCUGCUAGGUCUCCUCCAGAAGGUACAGUGCCACCACCAUUACCUGCCGGAGGAAAUGUUACAGACAAACGUUGGAGAGUUGGAGGGCUUCAGUUUGAAGCACUAAUGAGAAUGCUGGAUAAUGCAGGGUUUCGUACUGGUUAUAUAUAUCGACAACCAUUAAUCAAAGGUGAGCCCCCACGUCCUCGUAAUGAUGUAGAGGUACCACCAGCUGUAUCUUCUCUAGGAUAUUUAUUAGAAGAAGAGGAAUUGUACAAAAAUGGGCAAUGGAAAAAAUACUACGAUGGACGCAAAUCUACUGAUAGAACCAAAUGGUUAAAUUCACCAAAUGUUUACCAAAAAGUGGAAGUGCUUGAAACUGGGACAACAGAUCCUAAAAAAAUUACUAAGUGGGUUUCUGAAGCUUCUCCAAACUCAAGUACACCUUUUAAAAUAGAUGGACCUUUACAAUUUGUUCCAAAAAAUACUAAUCCAAAAGAGUUCAAAAAGCUACAGCAACAAAUAAAAGAAAAUCGGAGAGCUGAUAAGAUUACUUCAGGACCUCAAUCUCAAAUAUUAGAUGGUGUUUCAUGGGAAGAAGCUAAAAAAUUACAAGAUGCUAACUUAAACACUAACAGUGAUCAAGUAAUAUUAGUUGGGGCUGCAUCAAAAGGCAUUAUACAGCGUAAUUUCCAACAUAAUGCUACUGUGUAUAAGACUCCAUAUGCUAAAAAUCCAUUUGAUGCUGUUACUGAUGAAGAAAUUGAAUACUACAAAAAUUCUGUUGAAAGGAGUACAGUUGAUAAGGAUCAAGUAGAUGUCAAAGAACAUCUGGAUAAUGCAAACUUUUCUCCAGCUAGACAAACUGAAGCAUUUAUCAUUAGUGAAACUGAGGAUGAAAGUAGGGCAGAAGCCAGAGUGUUGCAAGUAGAAAGAAAAUCUGUGCUAAAACCCGAUCAAGCUGAAUUUGUCCUUAGUGAAGGAGAAAAUACUUACAAUGGAGACCAAUCAGAUGCGCAUCAAAGUACAUUUUCAAGCAGUAAAGAGGGUUCUCCAACUAAAGAAAUAUCCACUGAAGAUUCAUCACACAAGGAUAAGAAAAAGAAGAAGAAGGGAAUUCGAACACCAUCAUUCCUUAAAAAGAAGAAGGAAAAAAAGAAGGUUAUUCCAGCAUAAUCUGAUACUUUAUAGUAGAAUAUAUAAUCAAUUUCAAUGCAGACAAAUGCUUUGGCGAACACAGCUUUGGUCAACCAGCACUAAGUAGUCUGUAGCUCAUAUUUAGUCAUUCUAUCAUCUUUUAAAAUCAUUUUGGACUCAUUGAACUAAACAAAACCAUUAAAAUCUUGACACUCCCAUGUCGUUUAAUUUUAUUAAGUUAAAAAUAUAUAUUUAAUCAAGUUCAUUAUACUUACACAAUUAGUGACUAGUAAUUAAGUUAUCCUAUUUAUUUUUAAUUUCAUAUGUAGAUGGCUGGCCCUAAUCAACAAUUUUAACUAUUAUUUAUUCUCUUUUGAAAUUAUUGUUACCACAUUUAAAAUUAUUAUUUAUUUUAUU
This is a messenger RNA of Sipha flava (yellow sugarcane aphid), 3119 nucleotides long. It is a transcript of the gene hts, whose product is annotated as protein hu-li tai shao. Gene Ontology annotation, molecular function: actin filament binding. Gene Ontology annotation, cellular component: cytoskeleton; plasma membrane; postsynaptic density. NCBI's taxonomy places the organism in Eukaryota, Metazoa, Arthropoda, Insecta, Hemiptera, Aphididae. The record is from RefSeq and is a predicted model, not a curated record.